Molecule: messenger RNA, 399 nt
Organism: Ogataea philodendri
Lineage: Eukaryota; Fungi; Ascomycota; Pichiomycetes; Pichiales; Pichiaceae
Exons: 1
Coding region: 1-399 (132 amino acids)
Source: RefSeq, a predicted model, not a curated record
AUGUCCAUCAGGUGCGAUCCAACGUUCCAGUGCUUGAGCUUGACUUUGAGCGACACCGGGCGCAUCACCGAGGAGUCCCAGCUCUGCGGCGGUGAUUCGUCCUGGUCGGGCAGCACGUCCAGCUUCUCUUUCCACUGGACCACGAUCUUGCGCUGUUCCUCCUCGAUGACGAACUUGAGCUGGCCCAGCUGGUUGCCCGUGAUGGUGACCAGGUCGGACGUCCUAUAUCUGUCCAGACGACGCAGAAGCGGCGCGAUCCGCAUCGGCAGCUUCAUGGCCAAUUUCAUGGUAUCCAUCGCGGGCUCCACGAUUCGCAGGUCGCUGUCCAUUUUCAGCAGCCGCACCGGCACGUUGAACGAGUGGCUAACGUUCGAGCUCAUCGAGAUCUGUUCCGUGUAA